GCCCAGGGAGGCGGAAGCGGAAGCUAGGUGGUAGGGCGGCGCUCUCUGAUGAUGUCAGAGGCAAACCACCGUUUCGUAGCGCUCCUCGCGAGAGAGAGCCUCUCGACCCACGCGGCGCGCGGCCGUCGCGGCGCUUAAGGGAGUGUGGAAUGUAGACUGUGUAUAGACUCGCACUCGGAUCCGAGAUUCCGGGUUCGCUUCAUUAUUUAUUUGCAUGCAGUUUUGACUUUGAAGUCACUUUUAUAUCCAAUUUUCCCCUUUAAGGAGCUCUAGAGGAUGUACAUCUUUCUUCCCACCCCUGUUUUAUUUCAACAACAACCCAGUGAGUUCGCAGUACCUCAUUUGCCGUAUGAACCGGCCCUCCCACCAGUGGGAAUUUGUUUGGUUUUUAACACGCACGAACACCUUACACCCAAACUCCACCCGGAAGGUUUCCUCUUUGUGAAUGUGUUGUUGUUGUUGUUGUUUAGUCGUUUAGUCGUGUCCGACUCUUCGUGACCCCAUGGACCAGAGCACGCCAGGCACUCCUGUCCUCCACUGCCUCCCACAUUGUGAAUGUGUAGACAGAUCUAUAGAGCAGAUGGGACAAGCCAGGGCGUGUGACGUCAGAAGAGUGCGCCGGGUGGCCGGUCCUGCUCGGGUUCUGAGCCGGGAAGAGGCUGCUUAGGGCGCCCCGCGCGACGGAGGCUGAGAGGUUUGGCUGCGAUGUGUGAAGCCGAGGAGGGAGGCUGCGGAAACGAGACGCAGCCUAAGAGGGCACCCCGGGGCAGCUGCCCCUCAAAAUGCAUGAAGUGCAAAGAAGGUUCCCCGGCGUUGAUCAUCCGUGUUGGGGAUGCCUUUUGCAAGAGCUGUUUCAAGGAUUAUUUUGUUCACAAGUUCCGGGCUAUGCUUGGCAAGAAUCGCUGCAUUUACCCUGGAGAGAAGGUUCUGCUUGCAUUUUCGGGCGGCCCUGCCUCCAGUUCAAUGGUGCGGCAAGUGCAAGAGGGCUUGAGCCGGGAAGCAGCCAAGAAACUCCGCUUCAAGCCAGGAAUCAUCUAUGUUGAUGAGGGUGCUGUGUGCGGACAGAGCCCAGGGAGGCGGGAGGAGAUCCGCAGCGAGGUGGAGAUGAUCCUGCAAGCCACAGGGUUCCCUUAUCACCUGGUGUGCUUGGAAGAGGUGUUUGACCUUCCAGGCUCUGUGCUGCACUCCAUUCCCCAUAGUGCCACUGACCACGGCGGCAGCUACAAGGAAGCUGUGGAUGGUUUCAUAAGAUGGCAGCAGCACGAGAAGACGGCGGGGGACUCAGCAAGCUCCCUGGAGGACCAGCUGGCUAGGCUUAACGUUCAGGGAUCUUUACAGCAGGAGGGACCGCCAGUCCCAGGAACUAGGCCUCCUCCGGUGCCCCAUACUGAAGAACUGACCAAGCUCUUUGGGGCUGUGAAAACCCUGACUGCAAAAGAGGAGCUCCUACAGACUCUCCGUAACCACCUGAUUCUGCAUGUGGCCCGGACAAGUGGAUAUUCCAAGGUGAUGAUGGGGGACAGCGGUACCCGUGUGGCUGUCAAGCUCUUGACCAACCUGUGCCUGGGACGGGCCUUUCUGGCUGCAGAUACGGGCUUCUCAGACAGUCGCCACGGUGAUGUGCUGUUCUUGCGUCCCAUGCGGGAAUACACUGCCAAAGAGAUUGCCUUCUACAAUUGCUUCUUUGGGGUGCCCACAGUCUUCAUGCCUGCGCUGGAUACUAAAACCCCUGACAGAGCCAGCAUUCACCGCCUGAUUGAAAGCUUCCUCUACAAGUUACAGUGUGACUUCCCCUCCACCACCAGCACAGUCUGCCGGACAGGUGAGAAGCUUUGUGUGACUUCCCCAGAGACUGACCCUGGUGGACCCACAGAAACACCCCAGUGCCUCUUCUGUCUCUGCGCCUUGGACACCAAUGCUGUGGACGGCUCCUCCUUGCAGUCGACGGUGCUGUCAGAGCAGCUCUGCCAGAAGCCACUUCCACCAUCCACUGGGAAUGGCUGCUGUGGAGGGGCCUCGAAUCAGACAGGAUGCUGCAGGGCCCCUCUGGCGCCAAGAGAUUCUUCCCAGCUUCUCCCAUUGCUCUGCUACAGCUGCCGCCUGACCAUCAAAGACAUGAGCUCCUUGGAGCCUCUCCCAGCCUACAUCCACUUGGAGGCAGAGCACCGGCGAUGCAGGGCUGCAAUGAAGCAAGAAAUCCAGGAGUUCUUGCUUGAAGAAGAGGACAGUGAUGCUGCUGAGGGCCUUCCCCUGAGCUGAUGACAGGUUUGCUGAGCUCUGGAGAACUAGAGUAGAACACCCAAUGCAAGAAAGCACCCCCUCUUGGCUCUUAUUUGACCUUUUCUUCCUUCCUGAAUUUUAUAAAUUUUCUAACGCAAAUAAAUUAUUCUGAAGCCACAAGCAUCUGGCUCAGUGAUGCUACA
Molecule: messenger RNA, 2423 nt
Organism: Podarcis muralis (Common wall lizard)
Lineage: Eukaryota; Metazoa; Chordata; Lepidosauria; Squamata; Lacertidae
Gene: CTU2
Product: cytosolic thiouridylase subunit 2
Biological process (GO): tRNA wobble position uridine thiolation
Cellular component (GO): cytosol
Molecular function (GO): tRNA binding; sulfurtransferase activity
Source: RefSeq, a predicted model, not a curated record